AUGGCCGCGCAUAUUUACACCAAACAGAACGCUUCUUCUCCACCUUCAAUUGCAACUUUCCUUCAUUCACCACUCUUCUUUUCCCCACCUUUCGCCUUUACUUGAAGAAUGAGAUGAGAAAAACUACAAUCUAACUUCUGUUGGUAUGGAGGCCCAUAAGCUGUUUCUCAUCAAAUCCUACUUUAAAGUUUUCCAUGAACCCUUUACAGUUGAUUUGGUGCAGAGGAUAGUGAUGAAAGUUUGUAGUUUUCUAUGGGUUUUUCUCUGCAAUUUCGUGUUGGGUUUAUUUGGGCAUUUGAUCAAACGCCUGGUGAGAUCACGGAUUGAUGAUGAUCAUCAUGAGAAUAGUUUGGAUACAACUGUGGGUUUCAAUGAGCAAGAAGAGAUAAUUGUUGGGAGCUCCGCUGGUUCGAACUAUGAUGGAUUUGGUGAAGAAGAUAAACCUGAGUUUGCUUUUGGGUUUCAGUUUCAGAUUAAAGAAGAAGAUUUGAUUAGCUAUAAAGGUGUCGCUGAUGCAAAAGCAGGCGAAACAGAGAAUGCUUUCAUGGAGAACGAGCUCACAACGACGACGAACACAAGUAAGUACCAAUUCGUAUCUGUUCAAGAUUUUGGUGGGUUUGUAGCAGAGCCAGAAAUUGGUAGCUUUACUGUUCACGAAUUGUUCUUGGAAGAAGAUUCAAGGGAAGACGAUUUCAUCACAAAGAAAGGGGGAAUAAGUAAAAUUGAAGAUCAACGGCAAGAACUGAAUGAAAAUUCAAAUCUUCCAUCAAAUGGAAAAGUUGAUGGUUCCAUGGAAUCAAAGGUUUUUUCAGGUCAAAUUCUUCAAAGGGUUGAUCUUUCCAAUACGGAUUCCAUCAAUUCCGAAGAGAAAUCGAAGGAAUUUGUAGUUGGUGAUUCAGGUUGUGAAGAAGUUCAAGAAUUGCAGGAGAAAAGUCAGUUAAAUGUGGGUGAAAAUGGACUUUUGAAACCGGAGCAGGUUAAUUGGUUGGGAGAAUUUUUCAUAAGAAAUGACAAAUUUUCUUAUGGAGUUGAUUUAUCUCAGGAAAAUGAAUUCAAUUCUCUUGAUCAUCAGGUUGAAUCAGAUGAUUCCAGUGAGGGAUAUUUUUCAAUUAGCCCUCAGGAUGUUGAUUCUGCUAGUAAUAAUGAGUUCUCUUCUGUCAAGGAAAGAGAGCCGGAAACUUCGAUUCCUCCUGUUUCAGAAGAGAUUGAUGAUGAUUUCAUUGAUCUCGAACCCCAUCUUGAAAAUCUUGAGAUGGAACUACAGAAUUCUGAUUCUAGUGUCAUACAUGAAUUGGUUUCCGGUUUGGACAACUCAAUGGAAUCAGAAAAUGGACUCAUGAAAAGCGUCAAAUUUGAGGAAGAAGAUAAGGUAAACUCUUGGGAUGUUGAUUCAGACGAUGAAGACGAAGACGAUGUUUUGUUGGAACAUCAAGAGUUGAUUGGUCAGAUGAAAAUGGAGUUGAAGAAUGCAAGAACUGGAGGUCUUCCUACCAUUCUUGAAGAAAGUGAAACUCCAAGAAUAAAAGAAGAUUUGAAACCAUUAAAGAUCAAUGAGAAGUUGGAGCAUAGAGAUCAGAUGGCUGAAAUUCAGAAGUUCUACAAGAGCUACACCGAGAAAAUGCGAAAAUUAGAUGUCUUGAAUUACCAAACGUUGCAGGCCAUCAAUUUUCUGAGAAUGAAGAAUCCAGACCAGUUGAACACAGGAGAAAACACGUCACUCUCAGCACUCAAAUCGGUUAUUUUCCCCAGUUUUUGGCCAUGCAAACUAAGAAGAAUUUAUGCAGACCCAACACUUAAAUCCGUCACCGAGUUACAUAAAGAUUUAGAAAUCGUGUAUGUUGGACAAGCUUGUCUUUCAUGGGAGAUUCUCCAUUGGCAAUACAAGAAAGCCAAAGAAUUACAGUUGUAUGAUCCUCAAGGGUACCGAUCGUAUGACCAAGUUGCCAUUGAGUUUCAACAGUUUCAUGUGCUUCUUCGAAGAUUCACAGAAGAUGAAAUGUUUCAAGGGCCUAGAGUUCAGAACUACGCCAAGCAGCGUUGCAUCCUUCGAGGCCUUCUUCAAGUUCCAGCCAUCAAAGAUGGAAAUUUGAAAGAAAGGAAGGCAAGAAAAGAAGAGGAAGGAGAUGCAGUUCCAAUAUCAACAAUGGCCAGCAUGAUCAAAGAAUCAAUGACGGUUUUCUGGGAAUUCCUGCACACUGAUAAAGAUACCACCAAUUUGUUCUUAACCAUAAUCCUUCAGGGCAGUAAAGCACAUCUCCAAGAUCCUGCAGAUUCAGAUCUUUUCAUGGACAUCAAAACAACUCACCAAAAGAAGGAGAAGAGGCUAAAGGACAUGCUGAGAACAGGAAACUGCAUAGUGAAAAAGUUUCAGAAACAUCAAGAAACAAUCUUGGAUCAACACAUGUUUGUUUCACAAGUUGAAUUAAAGUUGGUUUCAAGAGUGUUGAGCUUGCCAAGAUUGAGUAGAGACCAACUGGUUUGGUGCCAAAGUAAGUUAAACAACAUCAAGUUCAUCGAUCGAAAGAUCCAAGUGGAAGAUAGCUUGUUUUUGCUUUUCCCAUGUUGAAAAAGCAGUAUAAGUUAUGAAAUAGAGAGUAUGAAGUUAUAUCCCACUUCUCCAUCUGUGAUCCAUGGUUUUUUUGAAAGGAAGGUAGAGAAGUAGUGGAUCCAGUAGGUAAAACUAGAACUCUUUUUAAGUUAUUUUCAAGGGAUGAAUAUGUAUGUAUGUAUGCUAUAUAUGUAUAUGGAUUUUGAAAUCUUCUGUUAAUGAAAUUUUCAUUGUAGAUUUGAAGGUGUAAUGCUCACAUUGAAUUAU
Molecule: messenger RNA, 2815 nt
Organism: Cynara cardunculus var. scolymus (artichoke)
Lineage: Eukaryota; Viridiplantae; Streptophyta; Magnoliopsida; Asterales; Asteraceae
Exons: 5
Coding region: 146-2566 (806 amino acids)
Source: RefSeq, a predicted model, not a curated record